CUGUGACAGACGCUAGCAUUGACAUGAAAAUUGUUAGUUCCGUUACACUGUGUGACAUACAUUUUGCAUAGGCUAAAAUUAUUUCUAAAACAGUAUUACAAUCGUACAGUCAGAAUGAACUGUGACUUGAUGAAGUGGAUUUUAUUAAUAUUUGUAAUCAAAGGAGUUUGGAAUUUUGAUAAUGAAAUGGAAGCUUAUAACGGCAAACCCAGAAUAUUGUCAAGGAAGAGGCGGUAUGUGACUUUUCCUGAAGGAUCCAGUUUCUCGUGUGCCGGCUGUCUCACAACUGGUGUGAUAGGCCAGCCAUCACCAACCACAGCCCCAGGAACGUUCACUUUAGGGAUGAAUUGGGGUAUAGCUUAUGAGCUCCCGAACGCCACUGAGACCCUAACGCUCUACCAUAGGAAAUACAAAUUAAAAGGAAUUGCGCAGAGGAGGAACCGCCGAGAUCUUUAUCAGAAACUGGAACUUAUAUUGGAGAACAUAGGUUACAAGGGUCGUGAUUGUAUUUUGAAAACGUUGUGUGAGACCAAACAUCGUAUCAUACCCAAAGGAGCCAACAUGAUCGAAGAGAUGUUCAGGACUUUAUUUACAAUGCCGUUAACGAAGGUUUUGCCAGUGGAGCCCUUAGAGCAUACAAUAUAUGAUUCCGCACAUCGUCUCAGCGUUACCCUCGAUGACUGUGACGUUUACGACUGUCCGAUAUCUCUGGUCGACUUGGCUAAAGGGUACUACAAUGCGCCAGCUCCGCAAGUGGAUAUAGCGAAGCAACCCUGGGCCCUGUUCAGCAGUAGCUUUGAAUAAGAUCUUUUUUUUUUAAUAAAACUUUAUUAAAGUAUAUCA
Molecule: messenger RNA, 843 nt
Organism: Chilo suppressalis (striped riceborer)
Lineage: Eukaryota; Metazoa; Arthropoda; Insecta; Lepidoptera; Crambidae
Source: the annotation of a GenBank genome assembly